Molecule: messenger RNA, 765 nt
Organism: Monodelphis domestica (gray short-tailed opossum)
Lineage: Eukaryota; Metazoa; Chordata; Mammalia; Didelphimorphia; Didelphidae
Product: protein tyrosine phosphatase non-receptor type 18
Source: RefSeq, a predicted model, not a curated record
AGGCGCAUGCGCAGCUUUGCUUUGUCACGUGGUGUUUCCUGUUUGGCCCAGUGGGAACUGAAAACGGACAGGGCCGGGGCGAAACUCGUAGGUCCUCGCUCUACCACCUGUCAGAGACUCUAAGCUUGGCAACCACCAGGGACUCAGCUGUGCCUUGCCCUAUUGGUCAUGGCUGCAAUGUAUGCUUCGGUGCAGAAGAGAGGUCACCCUCCAGGACCCUCUGGAGCAGCUUGUGACCCUGCAGAGGCAGAGCUUGAGGGGGCAGUGUAUAGUACUGUAAAGCCUAGAGCCCUUCGUGGGGGCAUUGGGACCCCCACAGAAUACACUUCCGUAGCCUUACCCAGUUCUGCAGCCUUGGAAAGCCCUGAGUGCUCCUCGCCGGGUUCCGGGAGGCCCUUGCUGUCUCCGGUUUUUGCCCCCAGCACUGCAAGGAAAGCUAGCAACCCCUCCAGGAACUGCCCUGGGCCUGGGGCCUAUGAGGAUGUGGCAGACAUUGCAAUUCCAGGUCUGAGCCCCAGUGGCCUCCAGCUCAGCAGCAGCCUUGGCUUCAACAUUCGAAUUGGGAAACCGAAAGGUCCCCGGGAUCCUCCAGCUGAAUGGACCCGAAUGUAGGAAGCCUGUUGAGACAUUCCUGCCACUCUUUCUGCCUGGAGCCCAGGCCCAAGGCUCCUUUGGCUGUGGCUUAUUGGCAUGGCAGGUGGGCAGCCAAAUUAAAGAGUUCACUUUUCACAAUAAAGUUUUUUCCAUCUUGGAUGGAUCCCUCUU